AUGGCUCAAGAGAAAAUGGAGCUGGACCUGGAGCUGCCGGGGGAGUGCGCCGGCCCCGAGCGACGUGGGGAGCUUGAGGAGAUCGAACAGCGCCCCCUCAUCCACGGGCUGAGUGAUAAUUCGCAGGUUUUUCAGCCUUAUGUGUUGCGAACCCGCAGGAACAGUACAACGGUUAUGAACCGUCACAGUAUGUUGCUGUCAUCAUCUCCAGUUCGAAUUCCUAGCAGCAGACUUCAUCAAAUCAGAAGGGAGGAAGGAGUGGAUUUAAUGAACAGAGAAACAGCACAUGAAAGGGAAGUGCAAACAGCAAUGCAGAUAAGCCAGUCAUGGGAGGAAAGCUUGAGUCUGAGUGACAAUGACUUGGACAAGUCCGAGAAAUCUUCCUCUCCAAAGAGAAUAGACUUCAUCCCAGUUUCCCCAGCACCUUCACCCACUCGAGGAAUAGGGAAGCAAUGUUUUUCACCAUCCUUACAAAUGUUUGUGAGUAGUAAUGGAUUGCCUCCAAGUCCUAUUCCUAGUCCGACAAGGCGAUUCUCAAACAGGAGGAGUCAGAGUCCAAUCAACUGUAUCAGGCCCAGUGUUCUUGGUCCCAUUAAAAGGAAAGGUGAAAUGGAAACUGAAAGCCAGCCAAAGAGACUUUUCCAAGGAACUACCAACAUGCUUUCUCCUGAUGUUACACAUCUGACAGAUUUCAGUUCAUGUUUGUCUUCAGAUAUUCUCGAUAGGAGUAGCAGCAGUAUUGGUUCUUCCUCUGAUUCACUGGCUAAAGGUAGCAUUACCACAGAAUCUCCAGUAACAUGCUCAAACUCAUGCUCUUCUUUCAUUUUGAUGGAUGAUCUCUCACCUAAGUGACUUAAUCUGUUCUGACUCAGUGUUUGGCUGUGCUGUUUCCUUGCUGUACAUUUCUACAGAGAAAUGAAGAACUCCGAUCCUUUAAUCUUUAACAUGAGGAUUAAAAUACUAAUGGAAAAUUAAUGUAAUCUUAUUUCUUGACAACUCUUCCCAAUGGUUUUGAUUUAGCCUUAAUGGACACUUUAGACCUUAUUAAUGUCUGGUUUUGAUUAUUUUACAAACAAGAUGUCUUCAGUUUAUACUAACUCUUCUUCUUUGUUUUAAAGAAAAAACCUUUUGAUUCUGGAAUAGGCAUCUUUUUACAAUAUUAGUGUUAUUGUUUCUAGGAAAAUACUGUGUACUGUUAUUGUCAUGGUCACUUUGUCUGGAGAAACACAUGGUGGUUACAGAGACGUUUGGAAAUACUCAUUUACCUUUGACAUACUUUUUAGUAGUAAAUUAGAUUUCUCUAGAUUUAUUUCAUAAACAAUUUCUGGUUGGGGUAAAUAUCUAAUUUCUCCCACUAACUCAAAGUAAAAUUAUUCUUCCCACUCUAUAGUUGCAGCUAUCCCCAGCCAUUUCUCCCGCAGAAAGGGAAGAAAUGCUUGGCUGUCUCUCGUGCUACUGGUAAUUGCUUCAUUGCAGUUGAACACUAUGGUUCUGGAAGUUGGUUGUAUUUAAAACAAAACACAGACACUUCUAGGGUGACUAGCAUAUUUAUCAAUAGGGGAAAUACAAAUAACCUGUAUGAAACAUGGUUAACAUAACUGCAUAGUUCUCUUCCCACACCCUUCAUCCAGGAGAUUCUGUGGAAGAUGGUAAAUACUCAAAUAUUUGGCCAAGGAGAAACAAUCCCUGCCUUGAUCUAAAAUGCAUGGUGCAAGUAACUUAGUUACUUAAACUACUGAGGAAAGAAGAAUGUGCAUGGCAUCAUCAGUGUCUCCUGUGGCAUUGAGGCCAUAGGUAUUUUUGUGCCUUAGGGGACAUUGUUAAAAUUAAAGAAUGUAAAACUGGUGGGUGAGCAACAGACUUAGUUUGUAGAGUGCUUACCAGAUGCUGUCUUCAGCACUGCUUUCUCUUAGUGCUUGCUGUUUUUCAAGGUUUUUCUUCCAUUGGGAGGUGCUAGGGAGAGUCCCAAGUAUUUUGUAAGAUAGCAGUGUAUGUUCCCGUCACAGCUCCUGUAUAGCUUUAUGCCUUUGUCUGCCUUACAGAAGGCAGGCCACUAAAUUAACUUUAAUUUCUAGGGAAAGGCUUUAAGGUUGGAUUGGAUACUAGCUCUGCAUACCAUUUAAGGAGUUAUAUUUGAGUAGUAGUCUCGAUACAGUACCUUGGUCAGUCUGAGGUAAUACAAUAGUAUACUUUUUAAGACCACCUAACUGGGCUAAAAUAAACCCAUUUGUAAUCUACUGUUAUUUAUUAUUUAUAAACUAUGUAAAAAAGUCUGUGGUGAUGAAUUAUAGUAUUUUUUUAUGAUUGAAUAAGGUUUUUUAUGUUCAGUAAUUGCUGGUUGGUUUCUAUUUAAUAUGCAACAUUGUCUGCCAGAAUCAUAAGCUUCCAGUUUUGAAUGUUUGUAAGGUAACACAAAUGCUUUUGUUAUCUAAAAGUACAGCUUUGGAUUUCUGAAAGAAAAUAGCACUGAAUUUAAAGUAAGUGUGCUUUAAAGAUGAGCACAGUCUCUGGCAAUACUGUCUGGCUAAGAAUGGGGCGGGAGCACCAUAUUUUUUCCACUCUAAAGAGGUUUAGUUUCCAAUAGACCUGUCCUACAUAGCAUUUUAUUUUUCAAGUGUUUGUUUUAAAUUGUACUAAGUACCAUAAAUGGCCAAUAGAGGCACUUAUCUGUAUUAUCACUUCACCUGUGGAGCAUUAGUUUCCCUGCCUCAAAUAAAUGUGCAUAUUGUAAAAUAUUGUCCAGUGGUGCCAUUUUUAAAUGAGCUCUACAGUAUUCAAUGUUAAUAUUUGUAUAUGCACAGUGCUAUUUCUUGCAUUUUGGCUUUAACUUAAUUUUUAUCCAUGUUAAUACUUUGCAAAAUGUCAAAACAGCCUUGCAAAGUAUUUAUCAAUAGUCUGUGAAAGUACAACUUAUCAUUGCCCCAGUUUCAUUAUAACAUGUGUUUUAUCGGUCCUGUGACUGACUUAGAAAUCUGCACAAGGGGUAGCAAAACAAUAAAGCUUCUGCAUGCUUUCUUAUAGCUGAGAACACAGCUAUUGCUUGGGGGAUGGGGGGGCUAACGAAUCUCUCUGUACAAGUGUGUAUUCAAGAUGUCUGUUUUUGUUAGUAGUGGGGACUGGCCUCUGUAGAAUGUAAUCUUCAUAAAACAAAUGCACAAC
This is a messenger RNA of Chelonoidis abingdonii (Abingdon island giant tortoise), 3159 nucleotides long. RefSeq names its product PABIR family member 2 (gene PABIR2). Gene Ontology annotation, molecular function: protein serine/threonine phosphatase inhibitor activity. The record is from RefSeq and is a predicted model, not a curated record. NCBI's taxonomy places the organism in Eukaryota, Metazoa, Chordata, Testudines, Testudinidae.